CACCAACACCACCUCUCACGAUGAGCUGGGUCUGCAACAGCACACAGACGUUUCCCAUUAACCAGAGCUUCAACGCCUCGCCCCCCACCUGGCAUCUAGACGGCGACGCUGUUCUGAAGAUCUCCCUGAUGGCGCAUGUCGUGCUGCUGUCGGUGUGCGGGAACCUGUCCGUGAUGGCGGUGGUGUACCUGAGCGCGUCUCUCCGAUCCACCGUCAACUACCUGCUCGUGAACCUCGCUGUGGCCGAUUUUCUGUUUACCAUUUUCUGUUGGCCGUCCAUCGUUAACAGGAUCACGAGCCCUCUUUAUGUGCUGGACCGCUCCAUCUGCAAGAUAAAUGUCCUGGUGGAAGUGACUUCCCUUACCGUGUCUGUGCUCACAUUGGUGGCCGUGGCCUGUGACCGCCUCUACGCUGUGACGAUGCCCAUCCGUGCCCGCAACGCGACCGACUGCCCCUCCGCCACCAUCGCCACCAUCUGGGUCGUGUCCGUGGUCGUGGCGCUCCCUAGCUUCUACAUGAGGGACCUGCAGAUCGUCCAGUGGAGCGACUACAGCAUGAAGACUUGCACGGACGUCCUCCAUCUGUGCACGGAGGCCAUUCGCCAAGCCUUCCGCUACUACCACAUUCUGCUGGUGUUGAUUCUGUUCUUCCUGCCCGGUGCCGUGAUGGUGCUGGCCUACACUGUUAUCGUGUGGAAGCUGUGGUGCGUCAGAGACUCCAGCCUGAGUGAGAAUCAGCCACAGCAGCAUCUUCAGGCGAGGCGGAAGGUCGUGGUGAUGACUGCAGUGGUGCUGGCCGCCUUCUUCAUCUGCUGGUCGCCGCUCAACGCCAUCAUGUUGUACAACUACUUCAAAAGUGCACAGGAAAUGCCCAAAGUGGGGGCGAGCCGGGCCCCCUUCUGGGUCUACUUCCUCGCCUACUUCAACUCCGCCCUCAACCCCCUCCUCUACGGCGGCUUCAGCGACAACUUCAGGCAGGGCUUCAGGAAAUUCUACCGAACCCUCUGCAGGUCAAACGGUGCGUGCCAGCAUCAGCCAUACCGAGCGCCAGCAGAACACCACACGGUCACGCUGCGGCUCUCGAACACCUUAAUGAACAGCCAACACAAGCGAGCUUCUUCCGCCAAGACAUGAUCGCCGGUUUGACAUGAGCUGACGAGUAAGCACCGCUCGACUCGGAGCAGAUUCCGCUCGUUUCCCGCCGCCGCCGCAGGAGGCAUCCGCGGCCACAAUGGACCCAGCGAAUACCUUUAGCGGGGCCGAGGGCGAGCAGUCAAAACACUUUAUUUUCAUUUGUGAGGUGUUAGCUUCGCGUGUGACAUAGGGCUAUGUUGUGUUAAAUUCUUUGCGUUUUUUAUUGUUAUAUUAUAUGGUGACAUCAAGUAUCUUGUUCUUAAUACGAAUGCAAAAAAAGAAAAAACUAUGUAUAUAUUCUACCUUUAUAUUCGUUUCCAUUCUUCACAAAUAACAGCGGAGAAAUGUAACAUAAUUUAAGAAUAUGACCAGUAAAAAGUGUUUAUUGACAUAUGUAGAUAAUGGUUUUGUACUUCAUUGUACUUAAAAUAACGCACCUA
Messenger RNA from Penaeus monodon (black tiger shrimp), 1573 nucleotides. Its product is annotated as orexin receptor type 2-like. Gene Ontology annotation, molecular function: neuropeptide Y receptor activity. The record is from RefSeq and is a predicted model, not a curated record. Lineage: Eukaryota; Metazoa; Arthropoda; Malacostraca; Decapoda; Penaeidae. Gene Ontology annotation, biological process: G protein-coupled receptor signaling pathway. Bases 21 to 1133 code for a protein of 370 amino acids. The transcript has 9 exons. Gene Ontology annotation, cellular component: membrane.